Messenger RNA from Lathyrus sativus (Indian pea), 1635 nucleotides. Lineage: Eukaryota; Viridiplantae; Streptophyta; Magnoliopsida; Fabales; Fabaceae. The record is from the annotation of a GenBank genome assembly.
AUGGGGAGUUGCGUAUCAACACAAGCCGGCAAAAAUGGCGUACGAAAGAGAUCAAAAGAUCAUCAUCACCACAACAACAACAACAAACACAACAAAACCGCACACGAUCAAGAGCACGAGGCUCCAACGCCGACCGCGCGUAGAUCAAGCGUGACAUCGCGUCCGCUAAACGUCGUGACAAAUCCAAGUCCGGGAAGCAUAUUCGAUAAGUACGAGUUGGGAAAAGAGCUUGGGAGAGGAGAAUUCGGCGUGACCGUGCAUUGCAUGGACCUGCAAACGGGCGAGGCGUUUGCGUGUAAGAAGAUAUCCAAGACGAAGCUGAGAACGGAGAUUGAUAUUCAGGAUGUGAGGAGGGAGGUUCAAAUUAUGAAGCAUUUGCCUCAACAUCCGAAUAUUGUUGCGUUUCGGGAAGCUUAUGAGGAUAAGGAUGCUGUUUAUCUAGUUAUGGAAUUGUGCGAAGGUGGUGAACUUUUCGAUAGGAUUGUUGCUAAAGGUCAUUAUACGGAAAGAGCGGCUGCCAAUGUCGCGAAAACCAUUCUUGAAGUUUGCAAGGUGUGUCAUGAACAUGGUGUUAUACAUAGGGACUUGAAGCCUGAAAAUUUCUUAUUUUCAGAUGCAAGUGAGACAGCAUCACUUAAGGCAAUCGAUUUUGGAUUAUCGACUUUUUAUGUAACUGGCGAUAGAUUCAAUGAAAUUGUUGGAAGUCCUUAUUACAUGGCUCCGGAAGUUUUGAGACGAAACUAUGGACAAGAGAUUGAUAUAUGGAGCACCGGCGUUAUUCUUUAUAUUUUGCUUUGUGGUGUUCCACCCUUUUGGGCAGAAACUGAAGAAGCCAUAGCGCAGGCGAUAAUCCGGGGUAAUGUAGAUUUCACAAGAGAUCCUUGGCCUAAAGUUUCUGAAGAAGCAAAAUACCUUGUUAAGCGUAUGCUUGAUCCAAAUCCAUACACUAGAAUCACAGUUCAAGAAGUUCUUGAUCAUACCUGGAUACAACAUAGAGAGCAUGGUAGAAAUGUUUCUCUUGGAGACCAUGUGAGAAUGAGGAUCAAGCAAUUCUCCUUGAUGAAUAGAUUCAAGAAGAAAGUCCUUAGAGUGGUGGCUGAUAAUUUGCCAGAUGAACAAAUUGAUGGGCUUAGAAAGCUGUUUGAUAUGAUGGAUAAGGACAAUGAUGGACUCUUAACAUUUGAAGAGUUGAAAGAUGGCUUUUCAAUGAUUGGACAAGUUAUUCCUGAUCCUGAUAUUCAGAUGUUAAUUGAUGCUGCAGAUUCUGAUGGAAACGGCAACUUGAACUGCGAAGAGUUCAUCACAAUGAGUGUUCAUUUGAGAAGGAUAGGAAAUGAUGAGCAUCUCUCUGAAGCAUUCAAUUUCUUUGACAAGAAUAAGAGCGGAUAUGUUGAGUUUGACGAGUUAAAGGAUGCCUUAUCAGAUGAUGGUUCGACCGACGACCAGGUGGUUAGAGACAUUCUAAACGAUGUUGAUUUAGAUAAGGAUGGUCGAAUAAGUUUUGAGGAGUUUAAAGCAAUGAUGACGACAGGAGGAGAUUGGAAAAUGGCUUCUCGACAGUAUUCAAGAGCAAUGCUAAAUGCAUUAAGCUUCAGAAUGUUUAAAGACAAAUCUGCGGGAGUUGUAACUAACUAA